GGCUCACACGUUGCGAUGACAGCGGUCAGUGUGGAGGAUAUCCGUGCGGGGCUCGCCGUGUUCGAUGAUCUCUGUGAAGAUGACCAGGUCCUGGACAGAAUGCUGGAACAGUGUAUUUGCCAUCAGAUGGAUUGUGAUGAUCUUAUUAAUGAGUGGGUGGCCUUCAGCACCACCAAGGGAGGACUGAAGCUCACCCUGGACAUCUUGGAGCAAUUUGAACAUGAGGUGCUUAACAGAAGAAAACACUCCAAACAGAGCUUUUUAAAGAAGGAGGAGUUGCAGAACAGAAUGAGAGAUGUGAAUUCUCUUCAGGACCUAAUCAAAGCUGAGGAAGAGGAGGAAAUCCUUUUGGACUCAUAUUCCACCCCAGCUAAGGGUUCUCAGAAGCGGGCCCUCACAACACCAGAACAUCCACAGUCCAAAAGGAGUACGUCAUCAAUGCUCAGUCCCCGUCUGCUCCUCUCUCCUGCCAGUUUCUCUGCUGGUUUGACCCCCUCUCAGAAGUACAGCUCACGUGGUGCUCGUGGGGAGGUGGUGUCUACAUUUGGGACAGUCCAGGGCACCCGCUGGGUGGGCAAAAAAGGCAAAAAUGCGAUUAGGGUGGAGUUGCUGGAAGGGCAGGACCAGUCACUUGGGAGCAGUUAUAAGUUCAUGUUUCAGAGGCUUCGCGACAUCCGCAAUGUUCUGAUAGAAAAGAUUGAAGAACUUGGAGAGGAACUGAGGUCUCACUUCAAGAUUGAGGAGUUCUCACCUGUCACUCUGCCUGCCCAGGACCCCAUUACUGUCCUCGGUCAAGUUUGCUGCGACAGCAAUGGGAAGCUCAAUGCCCAGUCUGUGCUCCUAGAGGCAGGUCAGGACCAGGGGGGAAAGCGGGUUCCCCUGGACCUCUCAGAGCUAAAGGAGUACUCGCUCUUCCCAGGACAGGUUGUCAUUAUGGAGGGGAUGAACACGACAGGAAAUAGACUGGUGCCUUCUAAGCUGUAUGAGGGAGUGCCUUUACCGUUUUACUCUGCAGAUGACCAGGACACAGCAGAAGACCCUGAACCUGUAAUGGUGAUGGUUGCAUGUGGUCCGUACACGCCCUCCGACAGCCUGAACUACGACCCCCUGCUAGACCUUAUUGGUGUCAUUACUCGGGACCAUCCGGAUGUCUGCAUACUGCUUGGCCCUUUUGUUGAUUCAAAGCAUGAACAAAUUGAGAAGUGCCAGCUGACUGAGUCAUAUGAAGCAUUGUUCUUAAGAUGUGUGGAUAGUAUCAUACAAGGAACUAGAGGGGUGGGAUGCCACUUGGUAUUCGUUCCUUCUCAGAGAGAUGUCCACCAUCACUUUGUUUACCCUCAGCCACCAUUCAUAAUGCCUGGACUCAGCAAGGAGGAUAAGGAGCGUGUGUCUCUGGUGUCUGAUCCCUCAACGCUGCUCAUUGGUGGUGUGACAUUUGGCUUGACCUCAACAGACAUCUUUUUCCACAUGGGAGCGGAGGAGAUCAGCAGUUUAACAAGCUCUGACCGGUUCACACGCAUUGUGAAGCACAUGCUGACCCAAAGAAGUUAUUACCCUCUUUACCCCCCGGCAGAAGAGAUCAACCUGGACUAUGAGAGGUUUCAGAUCCAUGGACAGAUGCUAGUGACCCCAGAUGUGCUCAUAGUGCCAUCUGAGCUGCGCUAUUUCAUCAAGGAUGUGAUUGGAUGUGUGUGUAUCAACCCUGGCCGGCUGACUAAGGGGCAGGUGGGUGGGACUUAUGGAAGAUUGCUCAUCCAGAGGAGCCCUCCAUCUGCUGAUGGGAAGAGACAGAGUCCCUGUAUAGCCAGUCAGGUAGUGAAGAUCUGAUCCAUGUGCUCACUCACUCAUUUAAAAAAAAAAAAAAAAAAAAAAAAGAAAACCUUAUUUCCUUCAUAAAGUUAACUUUCCUUUGAUAUUCUUGUGUGUUUUUUACUCUGUAGCCCAAGUGAAGCAUUUUUGCUGAUAACUAGUACAGUGUCUGUGUAACUGGCCUUGGACCAAUGCCAUUUGUCCUAAAUCUCACUGGCACCUAAUCUUCCAAAGCAACUAAUUCUGAAAUAUGUGCUGUAUGCUGUAUUCAAAUGAAACCCGGCAAAGUGCAACUGUACUGGUACAACACGAACGUCAGUUUACACAAGGCAGUCUUGUGUCUUGUCAUGUGACUGGUACAGUUCCAUGUAAUAACUGAUAAUUGAACAUGUUCAGAAAAGACUGAGCAUUUCUGUAUGUGAGGAAAUGGUUAAGAUGCACGCCAUAUUAAAAUGAGAAUGAGUGGUGUGUGAAACUGUUAUCAGCUACUGGUCUUGAAUGUUUUCUAAUAAAUUAUUUUCCUACUUUUGUGCUUUUCUUUCUCUUUUUAAUUGAUUUUAUUGUUACUGAAAAUAUUAAUGUUACUGGAAAUAAAGGAGUAAUUUGUCUUU
Scleropages formosus (Asian bonytongue) is the source of this 2420-nucleotide messenger RNA. RefSeq names its product polymerase (DNA directed), alpha 2 (gene pola2). The record is from RefSeq and is a predicted model, not a curated record. NCBI's taxonomy places the organism in Eukaryota, Metazoa, Chordata, Actinopteri, Osteoglossiformes, Osteoglossidae. The transcript is spliced from 18 exons. Bases 16 to 1827 code for a protein of 603 amino acids. Gene Ontology annotation, biological process: DNA replication; DNA replication initiation. Gene Ontology annotation, cellular component: alpha DNA polymerase:primase complex. Gene Ontology annotation, molecular function: DNA binding.